AUGGACUCUCCCGAUCACGAGCAUGCCUAUUCGGGCGACCUGGGAGAGCCGCAGCGGCCGCGACAGCUGCCUUCGGAUCUGCCCACUUCCCUCAAUGACAGGCGCCCGGUGACCAUCAUGAACGAGGAAACCGAGAUCUAUGAUGCAUGGCAGGGCCAGUCGCAAUUCCUCACCACGCCCAUGCCCGCCCGUCCGCUCGACUUCAACUUGUCGCUCGACGACCCGACGUUUGGUGACGAAGACAUGCAGCAACUCGAGGACAGCGACAGCCGCCUGGUGCAGAUGUUGGCGCACCAGGCCCGCUUGAAGAACGAGAAUGCAGGCGACGAAGCAAAGGUCGUUGCCGAUGAGAAGCUGUCACACGAGGAGAAGAGAGAAGCACUACAAGGCCUGUUUACACUAGCAGCAUCCAACGGUGAGCUCGAACGGGUAAAACGGCUGCUGGACGGCAAGGCCCGCGAAUACAUCAACAUCAACGGCGUCGACGCCGAGGGCACGCCGCCAUUGGUCUACGCAAGUUGCUUUGGACACGAACAUGUGGCAGCUACACUGCUCGAGCAGGGCGCGAGUGUCGAUUUGCAAGACAAGAACCGUUGGACGCCGCUCAUGUGGGCCAUGACGAACCGACACAAGGAUAUCGUUAAGCUCCUGCUCGACCACGGCGCAUCGACAGACGUCAAGUCUUCUGGAGGACGGACCGCAUUCGACUUUGUCGAGCCCAACACUGAGCUCUCCGAUUAUCUGCACGAGAGCGGGUACGCCAUCGGUAAUGUAGGCGUCGGUGACGACUUCUACAGCUCGGGCUUCUCCCAGGAUCGCUUUGAGCAGGAGAUGCAGGAGAACGAUAUGAAGCGGCGGAUGAUGAUGGAAAGCGCCUUCAAUCUCGAGGUUGAUAUCGGUAAUCUGGGUCUGGACGAACAGCCCGAGUCACCUGAAGAACCAGAAGAAGAAGCCCAAGAGUUCAUCUGGGAUAGAUGUCUCAACGACCAGAUGUUUGUAUUCCAAGAAAACGAGCUCGAACGGAUACUGGACAUCAUCAUUACGAAUAUGACGCCGCAACGCUCUCCUUCGCAAAAACCAGUACCUGCAAACAUACUCUUCCUGAGUGCACGCUAUGCACAUUACCAUGCAAAUCCAGAACUCUUGGAGACUUUGCUGGUGUCCGCCAUGAACAAGAUCAACGAUGUUGUAGAGAAGCAUCAAUGGGACAUGACUGUGCUGGCCUUCUGGAUGUCUAAUGCGACACUUCUGUUGCAUUACCUCAAGAAAGAUGGUGGACUCAUGAGUGCGACUACAGAGUUCCAAUUGCAGAUGGCAGAACUUAUCAAUGAGAUUUUCAUCUUGAUUAUCCGUGAUGCUGAGCGCAGGAUGGAUAAGAACUUAGAUCAAGCUAUGCUCGACCAUGAGCCGAUGCCUGGAUUCGAAGAUGUACAGUUCCAGCACGAAUGGAAAAUAUUUCGUUCCAAGCCUAAAGCGAAGCCGGUAGAACCUCUCGAGAAACGUUUCCGACCGCCAUCUCCCAAGCGCAGAGCACAGCCAUCACCCCGGAACAUUACCUCUUUGCUCUCAUCAACCCUAUUUGUUCUCGAUCUGUACGACGUACACUCUGUGAUCGCUGCGCAGGUACUGUCGCAGCUGAUCUACUGGCUCUCUGCCGAAGUCUUCAACCGCAUAAUGUCGAAUCGAAAGUACCUCGCGCGAACAAAAGCAAUGCAGAUACGCAUGAAUGUCUCGACGCUCGAAGAUUGGGCGCGUUCCAACAAUCGGCAACCAGAACACUACGAGAACGGCUCCAUGACCUCCACCGGGGAGAAUACCGCGGACGCCGCUAAACGUCAUCUCGAGCCUCUUGUGCAGCUUCUCCAAUGGUUACAAUGCUUUUCCUCACUUGGAGAAGACCUAGAGUCGCUUGUGGGGACAUUACAACAAUUGACACGCCUGUCACCUCAACAGCUACUACACACCGCAAAAUACUACCGACCCGAGGUGGGUGAAAAGACCCUUCCUAAAAGCGCUUCCAAGUACAUUGUACAUUUGCAGAAAGCAGCUGCAGAUCGUAAGGCUGCGCGCGCAAGAUCGCCCAAUCCACCGUCACAGUCCGAAACUCCAUCCACACCAGUCAGAGGCACCUCUGAAAAGCCUCCCGAGCCAUCGCCUGCGCCUUCACGAAUGUCAGAAGAGGAUGAAAAAGACGAAGCACCCGAUGAGCUUCUCUUGGACCCUUCGUACAUGCUGCCAUUUUCGCUCCCAACAUCAACAGAUAUGCUCAUCACCUACGGUGCCGGGUUUGGAGGUGUCAACAAAGAGCGUGAGCGGAAAUACAUUCCUACCGUCCCACCUGAGUUUAUGGCUAAGCUGGAUUUGAAUGGGGGCAACAACAAAAAUGGUGGAUCUUACUACUCGGAGUCGAAUUGGAACGAUCCAAGCUAUGGGUGA
Molecule: messenger RNA, 2436 nt
Organism: Alternaria postmessia
Lineage: Eukaryota; Fungi; Ascomycota; Dothideomycetes; Pleosporales; Pleosporaceae
Exons: 3
Coding region: 1-2436 (811 amino acids)
Molecular function (GO): GTPase binding
Source: RefSeq, a predicted model, not a curated record